AUGUCUCUUUGCGGGAUGAUCAUUGCAAGAUAUCCCGGAGAGCCUCUGGCCUUGUUCGUCACGGCGGAAGACAUCUUGCAGGACAUCUCGACGUCUUUCCCCUUCCUUAGUUCUUUUAGCCUUCAUCCGGUAAUACACUCAGUCCGAACCGAUUUUGAGAUCGAUGACUACCGUACUCGGCCGACAAAAAAAGCUCGUUUUCGGGACGAUGGUGCCCAGGACAAAACAAUCUCAGCUUCCAAACUUGACUCAAGUUUCACUCAACAAGCUUUGAAUACAUUGGUUCCUGGACAACCUCCUUCGUUACACUUCAUCAUGAGCCCUGGUAGUCAAUUGCUGGUGCGCGGACGGCGACAGGGGCCGAUGGACCCGAUCUCCCGCAACAAGGCCAAGGAAACACGAGACAGGAAGAUGGAGUGUAUUCGAUGCAAACUUUCCAAGCAAGAGUGUAGGCGGAAUGACGAUACCCUCAACGGCCCUUGUAUUGGUUGCGAAAAACAUGGCGGGUCUCAACGGUGGCCGGGACCAUGCGUGAAGGCUCACUUUGGGGACCUUGUCCUGUCAGGCUCAUGCAACUACAUCUCCUCGUAUGCCAUCUACCACCUUACACUCAACAAUGAUACACGCAUUCGCAGAGAGCUUCCCAAGCGAAUCAACCUUGAUGAAUUGGUAGGAAGGGUAGACCAAGCCCGCCGGAAGUUCAACUUCGAAGUCUACCAAGGUGGACAGCCUCUUUACGUCCUUGAUCUUGAUAGCUGCCACGACUAUCUUCAGGGCCUCCGGAACCAGAUGGAUGUUGCUGAGCACGACUUUCCCGCCUUUAUUGACAUAGCUUUGUUACAGGCGGACACGAGUGGUGACGAUUGGGAAAAGUGCAUGACGCAGACGACAUCACCGCCGAGGGAUUGGCUUUCCCUGCUUUGCGACGUCAACAGAAUGCCCAGCCGCGCCAGCUUCUCAUACGUGUCUCGACCCAAUAUCUCUGAACCAGCAGCCGUCGUGGAGCGGCCUAUCAACGUCGAGGACCCAGACGACGCAGAUGACCUUAUACUUGCAGCCCAGCUCUCGCGGAUUGUGUGCCGCAAGCUAGAGGUUAAAGCGUACCAUCAUUUGCAGUGUCUCCUUUAUGAUUGGGGGACGAUGGAGGACGGCAGGGUACUGACGUUCCUGCAGAGCCUGGGUCGCAUCCUCUUGACGUUACGCUGGCGGCUGUCCUGGUGGGCCGCCGUCCCGAGUAUCGUUGUUGGCGAUGGCACUCACGGCAGCAAAUCAGACGACGCGAACCAGCAACGAGUUGAGUCACGGGUCCGGUCGCUGUGCUGGAUCCUAUACUUCUACUACUGCGCCGUACGCAGGCGGCUCCCAGUGUCGGACAACGAGAUGCUGGCCGGCGUCUACACAGAGUACCCGGGCGCAGAAAAGGUGGUCUGGGACGACUUUCCUGGUGACGAGAGUAUCAAAGGGUUCGAGGCGUGGAUAGAGCGGGGCCGGGAGCUUAUCAAUGAGGCUGGAGUUUUGGACCGGCUCGAAAGAUGA
Molecule: messenger RNA, 1536 nt
Organism: Colletotrichum higginsianum IMI 349063
Lineage: Eukaryota; Fungi; Ascomycota; Sordariomycetes; Glomerellales; Glomerellaceae
Product: Zn 2cys6 transcription factor
Exons: 3
Coding region: 1-1536 (511 amino acids)
Source: RefSeq, a predicted model, not a curated record